Molecule: messenger RNA, 1591 nt
Organism: Argentina anserina (silverweed cinquefoil)
Lineage: Eukaryota; Viridiplantae; Streptophyta; Magnoliopsida; Rosales; Rosaceae
Product: B3 domain-containing protein Os01g0234100-like
Exons: 7
Coding region: 122-1396 (424 amino acids)
Molecular function (GO): DNA binding
Source: RefSeq, a predicted model, not a curated record
ACCCUUUUUUGGGUGUAUUUGAAAUUUUGAAUUGAACCAGUUGUUCAUCUCCCCCCUCUCUUCUAACAUAUUUAUAGUUGUCUUUCAAGUUUCAAUCUUGAGUUGUCUUGAGCCUUUUGCCAUGAGUGAGACCCAGAACAUGUCAAUGGCUAUUGUUCCAUUUCAGGAACACAUACCCUCCUCUUGUUCACCCCCAAAGUUAAACAUUGAGAGACCACCAAAGGCAAAGGAGCAUGUUUCCAGGGACAAAUCCUUAUGUCUCAGAGAUGUAACCAAUGCGGUCAAUGCUGAUACCAUGAAGCCUGAAAGUAGCAAACUGAAGCGAUGUAAGAAAACUACCAUGGAAAGCUUAUAUGAUACUUCCGAAGCUCAGUCCUCUGUUAUGGAGAGAGCAAAGAAGCUUGAAGCCACUCUAGCACCUGAGUUUCCUAGAGUGGCCAAAGUUAUGCGCCCAUCAAAUGUCACUGGAAGCUUCUGUCUUAAUCUUUCUAAGAACUUUUGCUCUGAGUAUUUGCCAAAGCAGGAUACAAUGAUUGCUUUAGAAGAUGAAAGUGGGAAAGAAUACCAAACGAAAUAUCUUGUGGGAAAGGCUGGACUUAGUGCUGGAUGGAGAGGAUUCUCAAUUGCUCACAAAAUAAUGGUUGGUGAUGUUGUGAUUUUUCAUCUGGUCAAUCCUUUCAAAUUUAAGGUGUACAUUGUUAGAACAAAUGGUUUAGAUGUAGCAGAUAGUGCUCUUGGCCUUGUUAAUUUAGAUGUUGGCAGGCAAAUGUAUACAGGUGCGGAAGUGUCCAUUUCUCGUGAACCUAUUUCAAAGAAGAAUACCACAGCUUACAUUUCCUCUGGAAAUGAAACUGAAGAGUUUGGUCCUGAAGUUCUGGAUGGAAUUAGGCUUGCAGAGUCUGUUAUCCCUUUCAACGAAGUUAAAAGCAUGGAAAACUUUGAUGUCAUCAUCAAUGGGUUGGUCCUAAAUUCCGAGUUCUCAAAGUACCAUCUGACCAAGUACUACGAGCUGUGCUGCAGUCAAAACUCAUUCCUUCAUGAGACUAUUCUUGAGUUCCUUAACUUUAAACUGGUUGCCGGAAUAAUCUCUGAGACAAUCAAUAUUUCAGAUGCCAUUAGAGCCUCCAAGAUUACUACUUCAGAUCAUGACUUUUCAACUUGGGAUAAGACUUUGCAAGCCUGUGAGAUGUUGGGCAUAAAGGUUGGCUUCCUGCGUACCAGGCUACACAAGCUUGCAAGCCUUGCUUUAGAAUCAAAACAAUUUAGUAAUCUUGAAGGAGACCGAGCUGAAGCAAGACUAAAGCUUUCGGGGGAAAAGGAGACCACAAGUUGUCAUGAUUCUGAGAUUGAGAGGCUUGAAGCUAUGUUCCAAGAAGUGGCUAGGGCCGCAUGGUGAUGCCAAACUUCAGUACCGGGGCUACAUGAUGAAGACUUCUGUGUUAUUUGUGCUGGUAUUUUUGUAGAGCUUAUGCAUACCCCAGCAGUUUAGCCAUCCAGUUUCUGUGUUGAGUAAUUUAACUGCUGAAUACAACUAUGAUGAGGGUAAUGGAACCUCAUUGACCUUAAUUUUAUUUCUUAUCAUUAAGAGCUA